AUGAUUACUGACACAAUUGAUAUCUCAAAGGAUCUAUUCGAUUCUGCUUAUAAUUACUUCCCAAUCACAUUUAGACCUCCUCCAAACGAUCCAUACGGCGUGACUGCACAGGAUCUGAAAGAUAGACUGCAGGCUUGCAUAACAUCCACGUCUCUCUUUGCUCCAUAUUCGUUCCCGGCCUUACUAGACAAACUAGACUCAACAUCAGCGAAUGUAAAGCGGGAUGCUUUGAAAGCACUCAAUGGCUGUGUUGAAUCAUAUGGCCCGGUAACCAUAGCCCGGUACUCCAUUUCCAUUUGGGACUGUCUCAAGUUUGAAAUACUCAACGCUCAGGAUGAAGUCCUUCCUGCAGAAUCUCUGCGAGUGCUACAUUCGCUAGCUUCAAAGCUACCAACAUCAUCAGUGAAUGGAUCCAAUAACUCACCGCUUGCGCAGCUCCUAAAGCCGGUCACCAAUGAAUGCAUUGAUCAAUUACGAGAGCCACUGCAGAAGCAGGCAAAACCGGCACGGCAAAUAUUGAGCUCGUUAUCAUCUGCAUCCGCCCCUGCCUUUACCUUGAUAACUGAAUCCGUUAUUCGCCCUUUGAUUAGCAUCUAUCAAAAUGCUGACGGCAUCUCGAAGCAACGCGAGAUUCUGGAAACCUUCGUUGAGCUCUUCAAAUCGGCUGUAACAGUCUUCGGAACGUGGACUACCAUUACUUCUAACUCCAGCCUUCCAAACCCGCUUGUGUCUCACAAAGACGUCCUUACACAAAUAUUCAGUAAAUCGUUAAUGGGUUCCGCAGAAGAUGAAAAUUCAUUCAAGCUCUCAGCGUUGAAAGGUCUCAUAGAACUUUCUAUUCUACCAAAUUUCCUGGAGGAUAACGAAAUCGGUCUUUUUGUGCAGUACUUCGAUGAUAUCCUUCUCCACGAACGAAUUGUUGCGCAUGGAGAAUUGCGCAAGGAAACCAUCAAUGCUCUGGCAAAGAUUUCAAAAAAUAAACCACAGCUUAUCAUUGAUAUUACUUUCCCGGCACUACUAGCGACUCUACCUGGCAUGGAAAAUGGAGAUGACGAGUCCUAUCUAUACUCCCUUGACAGUCUGGCACGGAUAAGCAUUGAAAAGGAGGUUUUCAAUACCCUUGUCAGGAGGUUACUCAGUAAGCUGGAUGUUGUGAUCAGCUCUAAUGGCAAGGGCUCUUCAACCUACACCGCCGCUAUAUUAACGACGAUUCUGUACGCAAUGGAGCAUCGUCAAGACCUAGAAAAAGACCCAAACCUGAACUUCUACUACGAGAAGAUUGUCCAAUCUCUAUGCGGGCGCACUGCUAAAGCGUCUACAACGGGAGGAACGGCCCUGAACCACCCGCGUGUACUAGAUACCCUGGGACGACUUUGUAACCUUAUCAUCUGUCACUUACCACGAGCCACCCAGGAUGAGGUAUGCAAAAACACAUAUGCUCUAUUUACAACCGAAGAAGAAUUUACACCCGCUCUAUUUUCAGAGCAGCCCGCAACUCUCCAGCAAAAACAGAUGAUAAUUAUAUCAACCUAUAUCCUUGCCGCAUUGCCGAAGGAUAUAUCGCCACUGCCAUAUGCCAAUACCGGAAUCGAACCCCUUUUGCAGCAAAGCGUAAAAGCUUCAAUAUCAGAGGAAUCCGAUCCCUCCAUUCAGCUUGCAUUAGGCCGCCAUGUUGCUCUCUUAGCCAACAAAUUCCUUUCCAAGGAGGAAAUUCAGUGUGCUUCAGAUAUUUUAUUUUCACUAAUACCGUCAUCAUCACCUACGGCCCUAUCGCAACAGACUAUUCGAACCAUUUUCUGGCUAGCAAAAGCUUUAAUACUCCGCCUAGCACCUUCAACGACACAGAUACUAACCUCCUUGUUGGACCUGUUGGAUUCCACGGACAAAAAGACCAGCACCCUUUGCGCUAGGGGAUUUAGCAUUCUCCUUGCCGAAGACAGUAUCCUUAACGUUAAAAAUGGAGCUAUUGUUCGUCUUCUAGUUAAACAAAAGGUAUUUACAACCGUUAUACCUUUGAUAUCGGCCCGGGUCCACGAUGCCAAUACAUCUGCCACUACACACGACAAAUCAUCAUUGAGGAAAUCCCAUUCUAAAGAAUCAUACCUUACUGCCCUGUCCGGCCUCUUAUCCACUAUACCAUCAUCUUUAGUAAUGACCAAGUUACCGACACUCUUACCUCUGUUACUUCAAUCCCUUGACCUAAAUUCCGCCGCUGAUCCCUCGCCCCCCGAAUCAUCGCCCACAACCAGCGGCAAUAUCAAAUCCGCCACGCUCAAAACACUUGCCAUUGUUAUUCACGAAAACGGGGUCCAGGUGAUAAACGAAAUUGGCUAUGUGGAAGAUCUCGUUACCCGCCUUUCAAGGACGGCAAAAAUACACAGCAGUACUGAAACCGAUGUAAAUUUGCAAACACCAGAUUCAUCAACGUCAAAGAAGGCUGGCGUUAGCAAUGCCGGUAAUCCAGCGAAAGUUCGAGUUCAGGCUCUUCAAUGCCUAACUCUACUUGCAAAUAACCCUGCUGGACAAGGCGCGGAAGGGGAGAAUAAAAAGGCACUGUCUACAGUGUCUCCCCUACUACGAUUGAAAAAGACUGUUCUCAGGGACUUGCUGUGUGUGCUUGAUGACCCUAAGCGGGAUGUUCGUAAGGCUGCUGUGGAUGCAAGAGCAGCAUGGCUAAGAAAUGUUGAAGAUGAAACAAAUGAUGGCAACGAUUAG
Messenger RNA from Trichophyton verrucosum HKI 0517, 2715 nucleotides. RefSeq lists its product as uncharacterized. Lineage: Eukaryota; Fungi; Ascomycota; Eurotiomycetes; Onygenales; Arthrodermataceae. The record is from RefSeq and is a predicted model, not a curated record. The transcript is spliced from 2 exons. Gene Ontology annotation, biological process: iron-sulfur cluster assembly. Gene Ontology annotation, cellular component: cytosolic [4Fe-4S] assembly targeting complex. The coding region runs from base 1 to 2715 and encodes 904 amino acids.